UGUUACUGUACACAUUGUAUUCACUAAUAUUUACAUAAUAUUGUGUUUUCUUUUCUUAAUUAAGGCUUUCAAGAGAUGAACGUGUCAUCUGUUAAUGCGACAGGAAUUGUUCGGUAUGCAGACUCCUUCUCUAAAGCUGUGACCAAGAAUGUUAUUGUUGUGUUUAUCGGGAUCUCCAUCAACUACAUCAAUGCGAGCCUCAUUCACACCUUCAGCAAACACCAGAUAUUAUACACGAAUCCUCGGUAUAUCCUUUUUGUUCAUCUGAUGCUCAACGACAUGAUCCAAGUGUCCCUGGCCGUCAUCCUGUUUGUCAUCAGCUACACCAUCUACAGAAUAAAUGUCUCCGUCUGUUGUGUCUUCAUCCUGCUCGCUCUUUUCACCACUGAAAACACUCCUCUGAACCUGGCCUGCAUGGCGGUGGAGUGCUACAUCGCCGUCUGCAUGCCCCUUCGCCAUGUAGAGAUCUGCACCAUCAAGAGAACGUUAAUGUUGAUUGGUUUAAUCUGGACAACAACCAUGCUUUCUGUUAUUUCUGACCUCUUCAUCACUUUUGCCACAGAGCCUCUGGACUUCUUUCAUUCUCAAGUGUUCUGCCUCAGGGAAACUGCCUUCCCAAGUCCCCUCAUCGUCGAGAAGAGGGUAAUCACAUAUUCAGUGUUUCUAGUUAUAGUUUGGUGCACUAUCUUUUACACGUACUUCAGAAUUCUCUUCACUGCAAAAACAGCGAGCAAAGAUGCUAAAAAAGCCAGAAACACCAUCCUCCUCAAUGGUUUCCAGCUGCUGCUCUGUAUGGCAAUAUACGCAGCCCCCCAGUUAUUAGAUGCUCUGCAGAAGUGGUUCCCGAAGAAUUUUACGGACUCUCUCUUUGCUUACUAUAUCGUUGUACAGGUCCUGCCACGAUCUAUUAGUCCCUUCAUCUAUGGAAUACGAGACAACACUUUCAGGAGGUAUUUAAAAAGAUACCUUUUGUGUAAAGACUCCAAACCAUAAGCAACCGUCUAAAACUUCAAUGAGAUGUUUGCAAUGAGCGGCCUUGUUCGAGAGCAUGUAGAUGUUCAUUUUAAAAAAUGUAAUUUCCCAACCCUGGUUCAAACACAGCUGUUACACAUUUGAGUAAUUCUGAACUUCUGACAUUCUUUCAGUGUUGGCCAUUUCAAUGUACAAAAAUAAAAAGUUUAUAUUCA
This is a messenger RNA of Larimichthys crocea (large yellow croaker), 1187 nucleotides long. Its product is annotated as odorant receptor 131-2. Gene Ontology annotation, cellular component: membrane. Gene Ontology annotation, biological process: detection of chemical stimulus involved in sensory perception of smell; G protein-coupled receptor signaling pathway. The transcript is spliced from 2 exons. The record is from RefSeq and is a predicted model, not a curated record. Gene Ontology annotation, molecular function: olfactory receptor activity; odorant binding; G protein-coupled receptor activity. NCBI's taxonomy places the organism in Eukaryota, Metazoa, Chordata, Actinopteri, Sciaenidae. Bases 76 to 993 code for a protein of 305 amino acids.